This is a messenger RNA of Orycteropus afer afer, 1732 nucleotides long. It is a transcript of the gene ADRA1B, whose product is annotated as adrenoceptor alpha 1B. The record is from RefSeq and is a predicted model, not a curated record. Gene Ontology annotation, molecular function: alpha1-adrenergic receptor activity. Gene Ontology annotation, biological process: phospholipase C-activating G protein-coupled receptor signaling pathway; regulation of cardiac muscle contraction; adenylate cyclase-activating adrenergic receptor signaling pathway. Lineage: Eukaryota; Metazoa; Chordata; Mammalia; Tubulidentata; Orycteropodidae. Gene Ontology annotation, cellular component: membrane.
GCCAGAAGGGCGCCUCUGGGAAGCAGACCACGGUGGCAGCAAAGUUUCAGGGCAGCUGAGGAGCCGUCACCGCAGCCCUUCCAGCCCAAUCACCUCCCUGGCUAUGGAGGGCGGACUCUAAAAUGAAUCCCAAUCUGGACACCGGCCACAAUACAUCAGCACCUGCCCACUGGGGAGAGUUGAAAAAUGCCAACUUCACUGGCCCCAACCAGACCUCGAGCAACUCCACACUGCCCCAGCUGGACAUCACCAGGGCCAUCUCUGUGGGCCUGGUGCUGGGCGCCUUCAUCCUCUUUGCCAUCGUGGGCAACAUCCUCGUCAUCUUGUCUGUGGCCUGCAACCGGCACCUACGGACCCCCACCAACUAUUUCAUCGUCAACCUGGCGAUUGCCGAUCUGCUGUUAAGCUUCACUGUCCUCCCCUUCUCAGCUGCCCUGGAGGUGCUUGGCUAUUGGGUGCUAGGGCGGAUCUUCUGUGAUAUCUGGGCAGCCGUUGAUGUCCUGUGCUGCACAGCAUCCAUUCUAAGCCUAUGCGCCAUCUCCAUUGAUCGCUACAUUGGGGUGCGCUACUCUCUGCAGUACCCCACGCUGGUCACCCGCAGGAAGGCCAUCUUGGCCCUCCUAAGUGUCUGGGUAUUGUCCACGGUCAUCUCCAUUGGGCCUCUUCUUGGAUGGAAGGAACCUGCGCCCAAUGAUGACAAGGAAUGUGGGGUCACUGAAGAACCCUUCUAUGCCCUCUUUUCCUCACUAGGCUCCUUCUACAUCCCUCUGGCAGUCAUUCUGGUCAUGUACUGCCGGGUCUACAUCGUUGCUAAGAGGACCACCAAGAACCUGGAGGCUGGAGUCAUGAAGGAGAUGUCCAACUCCAAGGAGCUGACCCUGAGGAUUCACUCCAAGAACUUUCAUGAGGACACCCUCAGCAGUACCAAGGCCAAGGGCCACAACCCCAGGAGUUCCAUAGCUGUCAAACUUUUUAAAUUCUCCAGGGAAAAGAAAGCAGCCAAGACCUUGGGCAUUGUGGUCGGUAUGUUCAUCUUGUGUUGGCUACCCUUCUUCAUCGCUCUACCACUUGGCUCCCUGUUCUCCACCCUGAAGCCCCCUGACGCCGUGUUCAAGGUGGUGUUCUGGCUGGGCUAUUUCAACAGCUGCCUCAACCCCAUCAUCUACCCGUGCUCCAGCAAGGAGUUCAAGCGCGCCUUCAUGCGCAUCCUCGGGUGCCAGUGUCGCGGUCGCCGCCGCCGCCGUCGCCGUCGCCGCCUGGGCGGCUGCGCCUACACCUACCGCCCGUGGACGCGCGGCGGUUCGCUGGAGCGCUCGCAGUCGCGCAAGGACUCGCUGGACGACAGUGGCAGCUGCCUAAGCGGCAGCCAGCGAACCCUGCCUUCGGCCUCGCCGAGCCCCGGCUACCUGGGCCGCGGCGCACCGCCGCCGCUCGAGCUGUGCGCCUUCCCGGAGUGGAAGGCGCCCGGCGCCCUGCUGAGCCUGCCCGCGGCGGAACCCCCGGGGCGCCGCGGUCGCCGCGACUCGGGCCCACUCUUCACCUUCAAGCUCCUGGCGGAAUCCGAGAGCCCCGGGACCGAUGGGGGCGCCAGCAACGGGGGCUGCGAUGCCGCGGCCGAUGUGGCCAAUGGGCAACCCGGCUUCAAAACCAACAUGCCCCUGGCGCCCAGACAGUUUUAGGGUCCCCCCCCCCGUCCAGCUUCCUUUUCCUGGGGAGAAGUCAUCGUGGGAGG